UGACCGAUGCCAGAAAUUGAACAAGAAGCGGUUUUGAUUUGAAGCAACGCUUAUGGGCAAAUUUCAAAAGAGCCGCAAACGGAAACUGCUGUCCUUGGCAGAAAUUAGGACGCUAUAUUUCCUUCACCAUCUAUUGUGGCGUUAAAGUUUGGUGAUGAUUUGUAGGAUUUAUCUUUUGGGUGCAGGAGCCUGUUUAUCCCUUCUUACAGGCUUAAAUCUGUGUUACUUUUGCAUGAUUUGACACGCUAUCUUCGUUUUAACAGGGGCCGCCGUUCAAUGCGGAAGUAGCACGUCUACGGAGUGGAAAUAGAUCUGAUUCGAGAUGGACGACUCAGCACAAAAGUCAGACUGAGGGGAGCGCUUGUCUGAUGGCAAAUGCUUGGAAGACAUUCCGGAUGAUGCUGCUCUUACUGAAGGCUUGAUGGGAAGACUUUAAUUUCAAGAAGGAGGCGGAGGAGGACUAAGACGAGGGGGGUAAGGAAGGACGCCAGGAAGCAAGCUCAUCUAUCGAUGUUCAAGGAGGGGCGAAGCAUGUCGCGGCUCUCUCUGACCCGGUCCCCGGUUUCCCCCCUGGCCGCCCAGGGUAUCCCUCUGCCGGCGCAGCUCACCAAAGCCAACGCGCCCGUGCACAUCGACGUGGGCGGGCACAUGUACACCAGCAGCCUGGCCACGCUCACCAAGUACCCGGACUCAAGAAUUAGUCGCCUGUUCAACGGCACCGAGCCCAUCGUGCUGGACAGCUUGAAGCAGCACUACUUCAUAGAUCGCGACGGCGAGAUAUUCCGCUACAUCCUCAGCUUCCUCAGGACUUGCAAGUUGCUGCUUCCCGAAGACUUCAAGGACUUCCAGCUGCUUUACGAGGAGGCGCGCUACUACCAGCUGACGCCCAUGAUCAAAGAACUGGAGCGCUGGAAGCAGGAGCGCGAGCAGCGGCGCAUGGCGCAGCCCUGCGACUGCCUCGUGGUGCGCGUCACGCCCGACCUGGGCGAGAGAAUCGCCCUGAGCGGCGAGAAGGUCCUCAUCGAGGAGAUCUUCCCCGAGACGGGGGACGUUAUGUGCAACUCGGUCAACGCCGGGUGGAACCAGGACCCCACCCACGUCAUCCGCUUCCCCCUCAACGGCUACUGCAGGCUCAACUCUGUGCAGGUCUUGGAGCGUCUCUUCCAGAAAGGCUUCAGCGUGGCGGCGUCCUGCGGCGGCGGCGUGGACUCGUCGCAGUUCAGCGAGUACGUGUUGUGCCGCGAGGACCGGCGGAGUCUCUCCAUCAACACGCCCAUCAGGAUAAAACAAGAACCUCUGGACUAGAGCGGCGGGGAUGGGACCGCCCGGCC
Molecule: messenger RNA, 1331 nt
Organism: Hippocampus comes (tiger tail seahorse)
Lineage: Eukaryota; Metazoa; Chordata; Actinopteri; Syngnathiformes; Syngnathidae
Gene: kctd15b
Product: potassium channel tetramerization domain containing 15b
Exons: 7
Coding region: 511-1305 (264 amino acids)
Biological process (GO): protein homooligomerization
Molecular function (GO): protein binding
Source: RefSeq, a predicted model, not a curated record